This is a messenger RNA of Phascolarctos cinereus (koala), 3680 nucleotides long. RefSeq names its product aldehyde dehydrogenase 3 family member A2 (gene ALDH3A2). Gene Ontology annotation, cellular component: cytoplasm. Gene Ontology annotation, biological process: aldehyde metabolic process. Lineage: Eukaryota; Metazoa; Chordata; Mammalia; Diprotodontia; Phascolarctidae. The record is from RefSeq and is a predicted model, not a curated record. Gene Ontology annotation, molecular function: 3-chloroallyl aldehyde dehydrogenase activity; aldehyde dehydrogenase (NAD+) activity.
AGCCGCGGAGCCCGCCCUUCCCUCGCACCUGCGGCCCCGGGCCCCGCCCCCCCAGGGUCGCCCGCCGAGUUUGCGGCAGAACGUAGGGCUAGAAGGGGAAGGGGGCCGGAGAGGACCCGCCCCGGCCAGGAGCGCCCCCGCCCCUGGCCCGGCCUCGGCCCUGACGCCCUCGCCGGGCGCCCGCUGUCCGGCUCUGGUCUUGUGCAGGGCGGUGCCAUGGAGCAGCUGGUGUUGCGGGCCCGGGCGGCCUUCCAGACCGGCCGCUCGAGGCCUCUGUCGUUCCGCCUGCAGCAGCUGCGGGCCCUGCAGAGGAUGGUGCAGGAAUGCCAGAAGGAGAUCCUGGGGGCGCUGGCCCAGGACCUGCACAAGAGUGAAUUCAAUGCAUUUAGUCAAGAAGUUGUAAGUAUUCUUGGGGAACUUGACCAUGUACUGGAGAAACUUCCAGAGUGGGUUGCCCCAGAGCCAGCUAAGAAGAAUCUCCUGACAAUGAUGGAUGAGGCCUAUGUCCACUCAGAGCCUCUUGGAGUGAUCUUGAUUAUUGGGGCUUGGAACUACCCAUUUGUCCUAAAUAUCCAGCCAUUAAUAGGAGCCAUCGCAGCAGGAAAUGCUGUCAUAGUCAAGCCAUCAGAAUUAAGUGAAAAGACAGCCACCCUUUUGGCCAAGAUCCUCCCUCAGUAUUUAGACAAGGAGCUAUACCAGGUUAUUAAUGGUGGUGUCAAGGAGACCACGGAACUUCUGAAGCAAAGAUUUGACCAUAUUCUCUAUACUGGAAGUACUGGAGUCGGGAAGAUUGUCAUGGAAGCUGCUGCCAAGCAUUUGACUCCUGUGACUCUGGAGCUCGGAGGGAAGAGCCCAUGUUACAUUGAUAAAGAUUGUAAUCUUGAUAUUGCUUGCAGACGUGUCACCUGGGGGAAGUAUAUGAACUGUGGUCAGAUCUGCAUUGCUCCAGACUACAUUCUUUGUGAGCCGUCCCUCCAGAGUCAGAUUGUGGAGAGGAUAAAGGAAACUGUGAGGGAAUUCUAUGGUGAAGAAAUAAAAAAGUCUCCUGAUUAUGAAAGGAUCAUCAACCUGCAUCAUUUUAAAAGGGUGACAAGUUUACUCGAAGGACAAAAGAUAGCUUUUGGCGGGGAGACGGACGAGGCUACACGAUACAUAGCCCCAACUGUCCUUACUGACGUUAACCCCAACUCCAAGGUGAUGCAAGAAGAGAUAUUUGGUCCUGUGCUUCCAAUAGUGCCUGUGAAAAAUGCAGAUGAAGCAAUACAGUUCAUAAACCAGCGAGAAAAACCCCUGGCCCUGUAUGUGUUUUCUAAUAACAAUAAGCUGAUUAAAAGGAUGAUAGAAGAAACCUCUAGUGGUGGGGUUACUGGCAAUGAUGUCAUCAUGCAUUUCACUCUCAGCUCUUUGCCCUUCGGAGGAGUUGGUAAUAGUGGGAUGGGUGCAUAUCACGGAAAACACAGUUUUGACACCUUCUCCCAUCGCCGAUCAUGCCUAAUAAAGAAGUUAAAGAUGGAAGGAGCCAACAAGCUCAGAUACCCACCAAAUAGCCAGUCCAAGGUAGACUGGGCAAGCUUCUUCCUCUUGAAACGCUUCAACAAAGUCAGAAUUGGUCUCUUCUUUCUGGCUUUUCUGGGUAUCCUAGUCGCUAUAACUGUAAAAAAAUACCAAGCUGUGCUGAGGAGAAAGGCCCUGUUGAUUUUUCUGGUAAUUCACAGACUUCAUUGGUCCAAUAAACAGUGAGGAACGGCGGAUUGCCAAAGGCAGCACUAUUGGUUAAAGAGAGUUUCAAUACUGCUAAAGAUGGCUGAGGUUCAACUUGCAAGUUGUCUUUACUGGAUUUCUACUUUUGUUCCUUGAUUCAUGAACAAAUUGAUUCCUGUUAAAAAAUAUUAAUAUAAAAGUGCAAAGAUGAUUACCUUAAAGCAGACUACUAUUUUUCUCCUAAAAACCUGCCAUUUCAGUCACAUCUCCAAUUCUUCUAGCAACUGGGCCAUUUGAGGUAAAUAUUCCAGGCUGAGUUUGAAGGAGAAAGGGACGCUUUAGGUGGGACUCUUUGGCUCCUGGCCUCCUUCCCUCUCAGCCCCGCCCCCAUUCCCAGGCUCCAUUGGAAUGUAAGAGGGGGCAGGGUGUGGGGAGGGCCUUUGAAAGAGUUCCUCCACCCCUUGGAGUCCCUCCUGGCCCUUUUGUGUGGAGCCUGGUCUUCCUCAGUAGAGAAGCAAAGUGCCUUGUAAUUCCACAUGAUGCCAGGUUAGAGGAGGGACACAGAAGUUCCCAUUUGGUACACUCAGGUUUUGAGGGCAUUAGAACUGCAGCCAGUAAAGAGGCCCAGAGGAAUGCAGGGAGCUUUAAACUUGGCCACGCUCAGAGAACUCAGUCGUUGUCUUGUUUGUGAACACAGGUAUCCUUUACAAAGUAAACGACUAAGUUUAUUUCACAGUUGAGGUCUUCACAGAGAACAGUUGUCCAUAAUUUGUCUCCUGUCAUAUUUUGUGUUUUACCUGGGAGCGGUCUGUGCCAUAGCUAACUCCGGGCUUUUGGCAGCCAGAGUUAAUGCAUAGGCCUUCAGUGAGGCUGCCAGCUCCCGAGGAGGGGCCAUCGACACCACUGAGGGCAGCUUUUACUUAUCAGUCCUGCUUUGUGGAAUCCUCAGUCGAGCUGCUUUUUAUGCCAUUAAAAAAGCCCCUUUCCCUCAGAUCCAGCUCCCUAGCGCUGGUAUUUGUGAACAGAGGUUUGACAAACUGAGACAAGUUUAAUCUCUAUUUUCAAGUUAUGUAUGCCCAAAUGCAAGCAAUUUGUGCUUUAUAAUGUGUUUUAAGGCCAAAUUUCCAUCUUUCUAAAGAAAUUCAAAGUGUAGAAUUUGAAUAAAGUGGAACACCAAAUCAUUUUACUGAAACUGAUGCCUUAAACAGAAGGAAUGUUCAGGCUGGAGGACAUCAUGUGGCGGGUGACAGCCCAAGUCAGAGCCGUGUUUAAUGUUAUAGUGUCCCACCUCUAGUAGACACCAUCAAUAACCAGCCCGGUCAGUGAGGAAAGAGAAUUCCAGAAGCCAGGAGGAUGAAAUCUGAAUCCCCAGGCAUGAGGGAGAGUGUGGGGUCAGGAGAUAAAGAGCAUCAACCUUGACGCCGGGCUCAGGAAGAGUGGCAAGGAGGACUAACUCUGCGCCUACCGACAUACCAAGCUUGUGUGGGCGUGCGAUGGUAAAAGACUGCCACGCUACAUGACUCAGGAUCCCAUGGCACUAGCCACCCUUGCAUGGAAGCCCUUGCAUGCUUAAGAAAUGUCAACUGACUUUAUUGAGGAGAUUUUCUUCAUCUGAAUACAUCUUCAAAUUUAAAAUCUUAAAUCAAUAGUGAUCUUAGGGGAGGAAUGAAAAUUCCCUUAGAGGCUUACUUCAUUGACCACUUUGCUGGACUGAAUCUAUUCAGGCAUAGAUAUCAUCUGCUGGUGAAGUUUCAUGUACUACAGGUAAUCAUUAGCUUGCUUUAGGGAAUAGAACUGGUUAACUAAAUGGUGACUUUUAGUCAAUUACCUUAACGAUGUUGGACAAGGGCUUUAAAACUGUUUUGACUCAGCGUAUCAAAAUUAUGUGUUGUGUUUGCCUUUUUGGUGAAACUUAACAGCUGCCUGGUUACUAGUUUAAAAUCUUUAUUAUAAUUAAUAAAAUUGAGAUGAAUUUUAAA